Molecule: messenger RNA, 1485 nt
Organism: Helianthus annuus (common sunflower)
Lineage: Eukaryota; Viridiplantae; Streptophyta; Magnoliopsida; Asterales; Asteraceae
Exons: 4
Coding region: 156-1382 (408 amino acids)
Source: RefSeq, a predicted model, not a curated record
UCUCAACAUUUUAGCCACAAAGCCAUUACAAAAAAGCCUGCACUGCACACCAUCCAACACAACACAAAACAAACUCCAUGGAUUCUUCCACUUCCACUUCACCCAUGAUCAAAACCCACACUUAACUCCACCCCAAAACCCUUCUAUAUCAACCCAUGGCUACACAACAAACCCACAAAGACCUAUUCUCCUCUUAUCUCGGCAUAAGUUUCACAAUCUUCUUACACCUCUUACCCAAACACUCCCUUUCCUUGAUCCCAUCUCUACAAACCCACAACAAAUCACUCACAAAAAAGCUACUACAAGCUGAACAACAGCUUGAUCAGCUCUACUCAAGAAGAAAAGAGGAUUCAAAGGCGAAUGCAAGGGUUGUUGAGAUUUUUGCCAGCCAUCGUCACUCGUGGCAGCAGGAGGAGAAGCGUCUGCUCCGGCAGAUUGAUGAUAAUCUUGAAGAGAUUGCUGAUUUGAGAGCUAAGGUUGAAGAUCUUGAAGUUAGGGUUGAUGAGUUGAAAAGGGAAGUGAGUGAGAGAGACGAGUUGCUGAAUUUUAUAACUAAUAGGGUGGAUGAUGAUGAUGGUAUUAGUGAUAAUUAUAAGGUUAAGUGUAAUGGUGUUGUGGGGGAUUAUUAUAUGGAGAGGGGUUUUCAUAAUGUGGAUGAUUUGGGGUCAGUUUAUGAUGGGGGUUAUAAGUUUGGUCCUUCCGAGUUUUCGGGUUCGGGGGUUUCGAAGUUCUUGGCAGAAAGAUCCAAUCUUUGGCAGGGUGUACAAUACGAUCCCGUUGAACCAGUUCAUGAUUUAAAGCAUUAUGUAACGAGGAGAGAGUCCCCUUGGAAGGUGGAUGGUGAUUCAUCGGGCGUUUCUGCAAAGUUAAAACUCCUUGAACAAGAGCUUCAGAAUUUGGAAAAAAUCGGUGCAAAUGAUUUGUCAAAAGUUCCAACGUUAAUGAAAAAGCAGGCAAAAAGAUAUCAAGCUCUUGCUGGAAAAAUUGAUGAUCUUUGCGGAAGAAUGCAGGAGAACGAUCCAUGCGAACCAAACGUGGGUUUGGAGUACAGAACUCAGAGACAAACCGAGUUCUUACUGGAAGCAUUGCGGCUUCAGCAACGAGCAUCAGAAACAGGGCAGAAAUUGGCGGCAUUACAAACGGAAACAGGGGUGGGAUGCGAUUAUGGGAAUGAUCUGGUGGAAGCGCGUGCACGGUUAACCACUAGACUCUCGUUGAAUUCCAUACGAAACAAUUUCAGGGAUAUUCAACGGAAUCUGGAGAUAUGGUUAGCGAGAAUCAUUGGAGACGUUGAAGGGAUCUUGGCAAGAGACGGUGCUUCGUGUGUAAACCAGUAUUUUAUAUCUCCAAGGUAUCCUUUUGUUCAACAGGAAAGAUUAUAAGUUUAUUUUUUCUUAUUUGACUAAUUUAAACCAAUUGAUUCUGUACAUGCUCUUUUCGCCUAAUCGCUGAUGUGUUAAAAAAUACAGAUUGUUGACCCGUCAA